Molecule: messenger RNA, 753 nt
Organism: Coccidioides posadasii C735 delta SOWgp
Lineage: Eukaryota; Fungi; Ascomycota; Eurotiomycetes; Onygenales; Onygenaceae
Source: RefSeq, a predicted model, not a curated record
AUGGUCGCCGAAAGCUUUCAGAAACAAUCUGCCCUGGCACUGCUGGGAGGGAAGAUGAACCCCUUUUGUGAGGAAUUUGAACACUCAUGGGCGGAAACCUCUGCUUCGACUCCUGUUGGCCCGCUGCUUAGGGUCUGGGAUCCGUGGUCCGGCAGCCAACCGGCCAAAUCAGGCCGGAUGCAGGCGCGUUCACCCCGCAAGCCUUUGGAUUUGCGGGAGAGCCGGAAGGAGUCACUUGCAAUACACGCUGAUUAUAAAAUCUGGGAACCAACGCCAUUUAUAUCCUUCACUUCGUCGAUAGAAGGCCUUGAAAGACUCAUCUCAAAACGACACUGGCCGGAAAGCACUGCAAGAACAUUAACUGUUGUUAAUCCAAACGCCCGUCUUGCAAAGGGUCUCCCUAUAGUCGAGAUGAAAUCGGAAUUGGAAUACUAUAAUAUCCCAGACCGAUACGGCUGUUCAUAUAAUUAUUACAGAGAUGAAUAUCUCUGCCUGUGGGAGAUCACACCGGAAGAGGUUGUCCAACACUGGAACUGGGACGAGCUCUGCGAGAAUCCACGUUGGUACGAGGACGAGAUACAGCCUGCGUUUAAUCAACACAACUGUCAUCUUUUAGGCAGAAAGCCGAACCACAGCGCAUUCAAUAUGUCAAUGCUACAUGAUGCUUUACCGAGUGUCGCUCAGACGGUCGAAAUGGAGUCGCCCAGAAUGGAGACGCCCGAAAUGAAGAUGCCCGUCCUGGAAGACGCUUGA